Messenger RNA from Varanus komodoensis (Komodo dragon), 504 nucleotides. RefSeq names its product family with sequence similarity 163 member A (gene FAM163A). The transcript has 2 exons. The coding region runs from base 1 to 504 and encodes 167 amino acids. NCBI's taxonomy places the organism in Eukaryota, Metazoa, Chordata, Lepidosauria, Squamata, Varanidae. The record is from RefSeq and is a predicted model, not a curated record.
AUGACAGCAGGAACUGUUGUAAUCACUGGUGGAAUCCUAGCAACAGCGAUUUUACUGUGCAUCAUAGCUGUUCUAUGCUACUGUAGGCUACAGUAUUAUUGCUGUAAGAAAGAUGAAUCUGAUGAAGAGGAGGAGGAGGAAGAGGAGGAGGAGGAGGAGGAGGAGGCUGACCUUCCCCCACACUCCCACUACGUCAUGUGCAAUGCCUGCAACUCCCACAUCAUGGAUGGGCAGGGCAACCCCCCCUUCCCGCCCCCCGAGGUCCACAAGCAGGGGCUGCGGAACUACUGCCCCACCUGCACCCCCUAUGGCUCCCCCUUUUACAUACGGACCGCUGACACGCUGGUGCGGAAUGGCGGCGGGAGGGUCCCGUACACCCCCAUGUGCUGCACCGAGAUGGGGCUCCCCAUCAAAGUGGCAGCCCUCCAGAGCUACCCGGUGACCCACCACUGCGUCUUGCACGAUGCCUGCCUGAAGCCGAGGGCCUUCAGUACCGAGGUGUGA